This is a messenger RNA of Eptesicus fuscus (big brown bat), 987 nucleotides long. Its product is annotated as olfactory receptor 18-like. Gene Ontology annotation, cellular component: membrane. The record is from RefSeq and is a predicted model, not a curated record. The coding region runs from base 43 to 987 and encodes 314 amino acids. Gene Ontology annotation, biological process: G protein-coupled receptor signaling pathway. The transcript has a single exon. NCBI's taxonomy places the organism in Eukaryota, Metazoa, Chordata, Mammalia, Chiroptera, Vespertilionidae. Gene Ontology annotation, molecular function: G protein-coupled receptor activity; olfactory receptor activity.
AUACACUUGUUUCAUUUAUUUAGCGCUCUCUUCUUUUUCAAAAUGUGUCCUAUCUGCAUAGAACCACAGAAUCGAACAGGUGACUCAGAAUUCUUCCUGGUGGGACUCUCAGAUGAUCCAGAACUGCAGCCUCUUCUGUUUGGGCUGUUCCUGUCCAUGUACCUGGUGACCGUGCUCGGGAACCUACUCAUUAUCCUGGCUGUCAUCUCUGACUCCCACCUCCACACACCUAUGUACUUCUUCCUUUCCAAUUUGUCCUUGGCUGACAUCAGUUUCAGCACCACUACAGUUCCCAAGAUGCUGCUGAACCUCCAGACACACAGCAAAUCCAUCACCUAUGCAGGCUGCCUAACUCAGGUUAGCUUUAUUUUUCUGUUUGGAUGUUUGGACAGUCUACUCCUGGCUGUGCUGGCCUAUGACCGGUUGGUGGCCAUUUGUCAGCCCCUACACUACCUGGUCAUCAUGAGCCCUCGCCUCUGUGGCUUGUUGGUCCUGCUGUCAUUUUUCAUCAGCCUUUUGGACUCCCAGCUGCACUACUUGAUGGUGUCACAACUUAGCUUCUGUGCAGAUGUGGAAAUCCCUUAUUUCUUUUGUGAACCUUCUCAACUCUUCAAACUUGCCUGUUCUGACACCUCCACCAAUGACAUAUUAAUCUAUUUUAUUGGAGCCAUCUUUGUUGGUGUCCCACUCUCAGGGAUCCUUUUCUCUUACUAUAGGAUUGUGUCCUCCAUUCUGAGAGUGCCAUCAUCAGGUUCAAAAUAUAAAGCCUUCUCCACCUGUGGCUCUCACUUGUCAGUUGUUUGCUUAUUUUAUGGAACAGGCCUUGGUGUGUACCUCAGUUCUGCUGUCUCAUCUUCCCCAAGGAAGGAUGCAGUGGCCUCUGUGAUGUACAGUGUGGUCACCCCCAUGCUGAACCCCUUCAUCUACAGCCUGAGGAACAGAGACAUCAAGAGUGCCCUAUGGAGGAUGAUCCGAAGAAUAGUCUGA